AUGAGUCUUCUGACGACUCUGUUCAAUCCUCGGAACUUCCGCAUUGUCAUCGCCGCCAUUGCAACGACAUGCAUCCUAUCAGUCCUGCUGUUUUUCCCGCCAGGGUCCCAGACUUCCACCAGCUCGUUGGACAUCGGACAAUCCCAAGACCUAAAGUCAACCACAGUCCCCUCGAUAGAGAUCACCGCAGUCGAGCCUACCGCCGCCGAAACCGCCCUAAUCACAGAUCUCACGCAAUACUUCACCGACCACCCCAUCCAGAAACCGUUCAAGGAGAAAUACGGCGAGCUGGGCCGCCGCAUGCGCAUCCUGAGAGACUGGCUGAGCCUGGCGCAAGCCUCGAGCAAUCCCGCGACGAAAGCCCUCUACCUCGACGCCGUCGAAAAAGUAGCCCUGACGCAAUUCCCCUUCCUCACGCAUCCCAACCAUCCAUCCUCCAGCACGCACCCGAUUGCUAGCCUGUGCGCGCGUUUUGAACCCAAGACAGCGGGGAUCGUCAUUCCCACAAGCGACAAGACGGUGCGGUACGCGGCGCACCUGAUCGGGGCGCUGCGGGGCGUGCUCAACUCCACGCUCCCGAUCCAGGUCGUCUACGCUGGCGACAGCGAUCUGGCGCCCGCGAAUCGCGACCUCCUGGCCAGCGUAGCGGGGCGGUCCGCAUUGACCUCGACGCCCGCCGCCAUCGACUUCCUCGACAUCCUCACCGUUUUCGACGACGCGACGCUGCAACUCCGCACGGGCGGGUGGGCUAUUAAGGCGUUCGCGGCGCUGGCGUCGCGGUUCGAGACGGUGAUUCUGGCGGACGCGGACGCAGUAUUCCUGCAGCGGCCGGAGGUGCUGCUGGAGCAUGAGGCAGUCGUUCGGCACGGGGCGCUGCUGUUUCACGACCGGCUGUUGUGGCCGCAUGCGUUCGAGGGCCGGCACCAGUGGUGGCACGAUCAACUCCGGCGGCCGAGUGCCGCCAUGGCUGACUCGCGCGUGUGGACCGAGGAGUACGCGGAGGAAGGCGACUCCGGGCUCGUCGUCCUCAAUAAAGGCCGCAUUGACACCCUGCUCGGCCUGCUGCAUAUCUGCUGGCAGAACUCGUACGAGGUGCGCGAGGAGACCACAUACAAGAUUACCUACGGCGACAAGGAGAGCUGGUGGUUUGGGCUGGAGUUGGCUGGCGCUGAGUAUGAGUUCUCUCCGCAUUAUGGCGGCAUUGUCGGGUGGGAGCGGGUGGAUGAGCAGGGGUCCGCGGAUGGGGUGUGCAGCUUUGUGAUCGCCCAUGUCGAUGCGAAAAAUCGCUUGCUGUGGUAUAAUGGGAGUUUGUUGAAGAAUAAGGGCCAGCCCGGGAUGGAGAAUGAGUAUCAAGUGCCUGAGAAGUGGAUGAUCGAUGCGGACUGGAUUAAGGGGGAUAGGAAGCAGGAUCAGAGUUGCAUGGUUAACGGGGUCAUUCGGGACUUGACGGCUGAGGAGAAAGGGAUAUUGGAGCGCUCGAUCGAGUUGGCCAAGUCGCUUGACGGAUUGGUGCACACGGUGUGA
Messenger RNA from Aspergillus homomorphus CBS 101889, 1524 nucleotides. RefSeq lists its product as uncharacterized. Gene Ontology annotation, molecular function: alpha-1,3-mannosyltransferase activity. The transcript has a single exon. Gene Ontology annotation, biological process: protein O-linked glycosylation. The coding region runs from base 1 to 1524 and encodes 507 amino acids. The record is from RefSeq and is a predicted model, not a curated record. Lineage: Eukaryota; Fungi; Ascomycota; Eurotiomycetes; Eurotiales; Aspergillaceae. Gene Ontology annotation, cellular component: Golgi apparatus.